CAUUUUAUUCAAAAAGAUAAUCUGGACGAACGAAAGAAGUCUGAGACUUUUUUGAAGUGCUAGUAUAGUAAGCAGUAGCUGGCCUAGUACAGCAUUGAGUAUUUUAUAAUUCAUUGUAACUGACUAUUCACCAGAUCGCAGCCGGCAGGGCAGAUUUUCAACAUGAACGUCUUUGCUCGAACAAUCUGUCGAGAAAGUGGAGCUGGAAGGCAAUUGCGAUGUAUUUUCACUAAGUCUAAGUCUAAGUCUCAACCUGCUCUGUUGCGUAAAGGUAUAUCGGACGACCCUUCGGUUGAAGAUUUUGUCUUCAAAUCGUACUUAGAUAAACGGUACCGGAAACCUCAGCACAUGGUGUGCCCAGACUUUGUCAGUUACAAGCAAGUUGCAGCUAUCAAGGCACCUCCAGAUGAUCCUGAGAUUGUCGUUGCCAAACCGACUCGAGAUCGAUCUGGUAACACCAUUAGCACCAUUCAAACCAACUAUUACGCUGCGCGCCUCAAUGCUAUCUUUGGAUAUUGCAGCUGGGUCCUGUUGCCAAUGUCCUCUGUGCAUGCCUUUCAUGAUACAGUGGAGGGAACCAUUUUGAUGCAAGAUUUUGGACUCUUCGUAAAGGGUGCGUGCAUCUCGACUGGAGUUGGCGUGCAUUUCAUGAAAACCCCUAUUUCAUCUGUGGAAGCUUGCAGAGCAAGUGGCUUGAAAGCUUGCUGCAAACGCAUGGGCAUGUUUGCAACUAUAUGAUACCCCUACAUAUUCUGCACCGCAUAAGCAUAUUCAUUAUCAAAAAGUGCCAUACUGUGAGGUGAUGCUCUUACGUAACUUCUUGGUUGGGGACCAACGGAGCCAUUGUCGACUGUCUAGGGCAUGGCGGUGGCGAUACGAUAACGCUCUCUGAUCAUGUGCAGAUGUCAGCAGUCGGUAAACUCAACGUCCCUUCCCUUCCCUAGUUGUGUUAUACGCUUUUCGCUGAUCCAGCGUGCAGUCCAUACAUUCUCGUAUCUUUUCUCUUGUCAUUUAGGCUACUUUGUGUUGCUGGCUCAGUUGUAUUUGUCCAGCUUCGUUAUUAGAUGUCACGCUUGUCAAGUUAGUACUUCCUUACAUGAAUACAUGACAUAACCAGUUGUGGAAAGUGAAAUCUAACCCAUUGAGUAUAAUAUCAACCACAGGCCAUUGUGCUGCAAACAACACAGUUUCGUUCAUCAAGUCGGAUUUGAUUUUCUGUGUGUGGGUACAUGUUUUUGACGAACAUGGCUGAAUUCACCCGUUUGUGUAGACACAUUUUAGCUAUUAGAGAGGUUCUGCACAACUAAAAUUCGCCCUAAGUUUCGCGACGGACCUUGCGAAAAUGUGUGCAAAAUCUCGCGCGAUCUUUGUGUUCUGCAAAUUUUCGUAGUUUUGCACUUGCCCGAGUGCACGUACGCGGUGAACCCGUUGACCUGACUGAUCUCACGAAUCUUCUCACGAAAGUUCAUUUCGCAUUCCCUGCAAGUUUCGCAUCCAAAGUUGCGAAAGUUCGUGCGAAGUUUCUCACUUCAUGACGUAGAGCGAAAGUUUGUACGCAUUUUCGUUUUGCAGAACUUCUCUAUUAUCUACUUUGCCCGCUUUGUUGCCCCAUCAAUUUGCACGGUGGUUUCCGCUUAGUGUUAGGCAGGCGCUCAUAUCAUUCUGUGUUCGUCCCUUUUUCUCAGUUCUCAUAUUGCUGCUUCAUGAUUCAUAUUCCUAUGGUUUGUGUUAGCACUUAGUACUCUCAACUUAAGCCGUAGUAGCAUUCUGUGUUCGCCGUGUUUUCACCUUUUGUGACUGUGUUCAUUUAGUUCUGCUACCUGCAUACAUGACUGCAGCGUCUUUAUAGGGGUUGAAACAUAAAGGUAAUUUUUGACCUGCUUCA
This is a messenger RNA of Sycon ciliatum, 1885 nucleotides long. RefSeq lists its product as uncharacterized. Lineage: Eukaryota; Metazoa; Porifera; Calcarea; Leucosolenida; Sycettidae. The record is from RefSeq and is a predicted model, not a curated record. The transcript has 6 exons. Gene Ontology annotation, cellular component: mitochondrial chromosome. Gene Ontology annotation, biological process: DNA repair. Gene Ontology annotation, molecular function: single-stranded DNA binding. The coding region runs from base 163 to 738 and encodes 191 amino acids.